AUGGCACCUGCAAACACUAUUGAUGAUACUUUCAUCCCCGAGUUCCUCUACCACACUUGUUUAACUGUUGAUGAGCAUGAUGUCCAAACCCUGGAGGACAUUCCUCGACUUUAUGUCCUAGGCAGCCACGGCACACUGGAGGCUGCCAAGAAAUGCGCCUUCAAAGCCCUUGCAACGCUCGGCUAUGAGGAGGCAGACUUUGCUCUCUAUCAGACACGACCACACGGCGUCGAGGAGUGGGAGCACGGCAACGGAACCAUCGUCUAUGCCAAGGCCCCGACUGGUCAAGAGUUCCUCGUCAGAAUUGACACAAAGUUGAACAUCGAGGACCUGCCAGCAUUACCAGACGGGUCGCUCCGUCUCCCCCGAGGUACCGACCACCUCCAUUUCAUCGUCCAGACUCAGAUUAAGUACACUGCCGACCGUGCUAUUUCCUCCGAAAUCCAGGGGGCCUACCUCAAGAGAAACGACGCUCUCGAAGCUGCAAAGUGGUGCCUACUGGAUGAAUCUUCGGACCCCAAGGUCGACUAUGCCCAGUUCGAGAUCAACAAUGACCUGGAACCCAAGGCAGAUUGGCCGUUUGGCGAGGAUGUACUUAUUCACGCUGUGACACACACGGGUGAAAAUUACCUCAUCUCCCUCGUAACCCCUCCGAGCUCCUAUCGAAGGCUUGACAAACAUCGAAAGAAGCGAGGCACCUCGAAUUGA
This is a messenger RNA of Clonostachys rhizophaga, 708 nucleotides long. NCBI's taxonomy places the organism in Eukaryota, Fungi, Ascomycota, Sordariomycetes, Hypocreales, Bionectriaceae. The record is from the annotation of a GenBank genome assembly.